Messenger RNA from Phoenix dactylifera (date palm), 1108 nucleotides. RefSeq names its product agamous-like MADS-box protein MADS2. The record is from RefSeq and is a predicted model, not a curated record. Gene Ontology annotation, biological process: positive regulation of transcription by RNA polymerase II. Gene Ontology annotation, cellular component: nucleus. Lineage: Eukaryota; Viridiplantae; Streptophyta; Magnoliopsida; Arecales; Arecaceae. Gene Ontology annotation, molecular function: RNA polymerase II transcription regulatory region sequence-specific DNA binding; DNA-binding transcription factor activity; protein dimerization activity.
UCCAAGAAAGAUUGCACCCUUGCUUACCCAUCCUUAAACACAAACCCACCACCCAGCCAAAAUCUUGUGCCAGUUUCUAGCCUUGUCAAAGAAUGAUCGUGAAGUGCCUUGGAUAUUAUUAAUGUGGCAGUUCCCAAGCCAUUCAUCUCUUGGUCUCUAGCUUCUUGCCUUCUUGUUGCCUUCUUCUUUUUGGAGUCGGGGGAGAGAGGAGAUGGGGAGGGGGAGGGUGGAGCUGAAGAGGAUCGAGAACAAGAUAAACAGGCAGGUGACGUUCUCGAAACGGCGGAACGGGUUGCUGAAGAAGGCGUUCGAGCUCUCCGUCCUCUGCGACGCCGAGGUCGCCCUCAUCAUCUUCUCCAACCGCGGCCGCCUCUUCGAAUUCUGCAGCAGCUCCAGCAUGCUUAAGACACUCGAGAGGUAUCAAAGAUACAACUAUACUGCAUCAGAAUCUGUUGCCCCAUCAAGUGAGACACAGAACACUUAUCAAGAGUACGUGAGGCUGAAGACAAGAGUUGCGUUUUUGCAAAGCUCACAAAGAAAUCUCCUUGGUGAGGACUUGGACCCACUAAGUACAAAUGAACUCGAGCAGCUUGAGAAUCAGCUCGAGAAAUCUUUAAAGCAGAUCAGAUCAGCCAAGACACAGUUAAUGCUCGAUCAGCUUUCUCAUCUUAAAACAAGGGAACAAGAGAUGCAGGAAGCAAACAGAUCACUGAAAAGAAAGUUGCAAGAAGCCGCUUCACAAAAUCCCCUCCAAAUGCCAUGGCCAAAUGGUAGUGGUGAUCAUGCCGGUGGUGCAUCAAAUGCCGGUGGUGCAUUUAGGGGAUUCUUCCAGCCAUUGGGAUGCGACCCUCCUUUGCAAAUUGGGUACCACCCUGUGCACAUAGACCAGUCAAACGGAGGAGCUAUGUCCCGCAAUUCCAAUGGCUGCCAGCUUCCUGCAUGGAUGGGGUGAGUUCCAAGCCUCAUUAGGUGUACGUGCCCACCUGUAAGAACCCAUUGUUGUGUGGAUUCUCCUUUUUCUUCCUGCCUUUUUUGUUGUAAGCUGAUCCUGCUUUAUCCGUGAGAAAAGAUAAGGAAACAAUAAAGACAGUGCUUAAGCUUUAUUGGU